AUGUAAAAUUAUGAAAGAAGUAGAAGUAGAGAUAAACAUCAAUAAAGAGGUUCUGAGAUGGGACGCGGAGUAGGAUCUUCGCGAGGUAACGAAGGGUUCAGAAGCCAAAUUAGAGGACCCUAAUAAUCAAGAAUAUCAAAACAUGCAUCGAUAUAGCUGCUUUCAAAUCACUUCAAAAUAACUCUAAGAGGAGCGAAUUCUACCAUUAAUAUGUAUGAGAUCUCUAUAACUCCCGCGAUAUCAGAUUCCACUCUAAGACGAUAAAUUUUAAGAGAAGCGAAACCCUAGCUAACUCAGCUACUUGGUCUUUACCUGUACUACUCUGACUCAAUAUUCUCCACAUCUUUCAUGGCUUCAGAAAUGAACUUAGAAAUUGCCUACAAAUUUUAAGCCUACCAAGUUAGCAUAAUCUUCCAGAGAUCAUUUUCACUUGAUGACUAACCUAGCGAAUUCUAGAGUUUCAAGGACAAGGUACUUAACUAUGUCUUUAUUUAGUGCAAAAAAGCAAUGUCAGAUAACAACUUCAAGGUUGUAGGGAGACUUUAAAAAUUUUACAAUCCUUAGGAAAAGGUGAAAAUAAAUGCUCACAGACUUGAAGUAUGGCCUGGUUAUUCAAUGCAAGUUAAAUGUCUAAACGACGGUAUUUUCUUAAAUGUGGACUCAAUCAGUAAGUUUAUCAGCUAAACCACCAUUUAUGAUAAAAUCAAGCAAAUGUAGAGGGAGAGAUACACACCAGAAUAAAUUAAAGAAAUGUUGCUCCAGGAUUAAUAAUUAGUUGUUAUCACAAAGUAUAAUUCUCGCCAAUAUCAUGUAGUCGAUAUCUCUUUUGAUAUUACUCCAUCAGCACAUAUAUUUACUUGGGAAUACUACAAUCCAUUCAAUGAAUAAAAAGAAAUACUUACUACUGACAUGGUUGAGUUUUUCAAUUUGAAAUGGAAUCUUGUGCUUCCUUCAAAUGAAAAAUCUUAGCCCUGUCUUAUUUCAAUUAAAGAUGGCAAUCAAGUUUUAUUACCAGCUUCCCUUUGUCAUGAGGCUUCCCUCCCUAAAAGUUUUACCAAGGAUUCUGCUCUAAUCAGAAGCAUCUAGCCUUAUAAGUUAAACAAACCUCAAGAAAGAUUUGAAAGGAUAGGCCUUAUUAUAGAUAAAAUAAAAGAUAACUAGGUCUUUGCUGAUUGGGAUAUCAAGGUUUCCUAAAAUUUUGCUUAAAUCAAAGCAAAAUAACUCGCACAUCCUAAUGUAUACAAUUAGUACAAUAUGAGUAGUCCGUUUGAAACAUAUGAAAACAAGCAGUAUUUUCACACUCAGCCAGCAUAGCUGAUUGAUGAAAAAUGGGCUCUAGUAUAUAGUGGGGAGAGAGAGCAGUUCGAAUAUGCAACAAAACUUGUGGAAUUAAUGAAGUAAGCCUCAAGAUAACUCGGAAUAAAGGUUGAUGACCCUUAAUGGCUAGAGAUCCCAGAGAUAUGCUCUCCUGACUGCUUCAUUGAUGCUAUCAAAUCAGAUAUUGAUCCGAAUUACACUCAAAUUAUAGUAGUUAUUUUACCAGCGAGAUCUUUAAAGCCUAAUAUAAAAAAGUACUUGGAUGAAAUCGGCCUUCCAUCUCAGUUUAUUAUCACUGACACUAUAAGAAAGUGCGUAGAUGGUCCUAGAAUCCAAUUAGGGCCAAUUUCCAUGAUUUUAAAGCAAAUAAAUGCCAAGUAAAAGCUAGAUCUUUAUAGAUUAGUCCUACCUUAUCUUAGAAGAAGCAUGAUUAUUGGAAUCGAUGUCGCUAAAUCUGGAAAUAAAGCUGUUAUUGGCUUAUCUGCUUCUUACAAUUCUCAUCUGACUCAAUACUAUUCUUCAGUUAGAAUCUAAGAUCUGCCUAAAUCAGGAGAUUUUUUAACUGGUGAAGAAAGAACUAGCUAUUUAACUACUCAACGGAUACUCAUCAUAGAGUUGAUUUAAUAGCAAAGUAUCAACUACAGUCCCAUGAUUAUAUAUGCACUAAUUGAUAAGCUGUCUGACCAUAGACUCUUCAUGACUUCUAAUGAUUAAGUGUGGAAUCCUGGUCCUGGAACAGUUGUUGACACUGCUCUUGUUGAUAAUUAAGGGGAAAUCCUAUUUGAUUUCUAUAUGAUUCCUCAUAAAGCACCUGUUGCUACUGCUCUGCCAGUGCAUUUCAAAAUAGUUUACAAUUCGAGUGAGCAUGAUAAAAAUGAUAUUGAAACUUUUACCUACCAUCUCUGCUAUGGAUAUUUUAAUUUUGUUGGACCAAUCAAAGUUCCAGCUGCCGUAAUGUAUGCUAAGAAAAUUGCAAAUUAUAUAAUUGACUACAAGAUUAUCGAAACAAACAACACAUUAAGUGACAGCCUUCAUUUUCUAUGA
Messenger RNA from Stylonychia lemnae, 2361 nucleotides. Lineage: Eukaryota; Ciliophora; Spirotrichea; Sporadotrichida; Oxytrichidae. The record is from the annotation of a GenBank genome assembly.